GGAGCCUGACGUGACGCGCUCGGCAGUGGGAGGCGCAGACAUCACGGACCACUACCAGAACGGUGAAGACAAUGUGGCCGGUGCUGAAGCUCAUCCGCCGGCACUUUAGCAUUGCUGUACCCCGGGGACUAGUGUAUGAGAAGCACGGAGAGCCCUCGCAGGUGCUACGUCUGAAGAAUAUAGAAGUCCCUUCUCCAACUGAUUAUGAAGUCAGAGUUAAAAUGUUGGCUGCCCCAAUAAAUCCUUCAGAUCUUAACAUGGUUCAAGGAACAUAUGCCCUGCUGCCCCAGCUUCCGACAGUAGGGGGAAAUGAAGGAGUAGGUGUGGUAGUUGAAGUUGGGAACCAUGUGUCUUCAGUGCGACCUGGUGACUGGGUGGUUCCCGUGGAUGCUGGUCUAGGGACAUGGCGUACAGAGGGCUUAUUCAGUGAGCAGGCCCUAGUGCGAAUCCCAAGUGACAUUUCUAUAGUGGGAGCAGCAACCUUAAGUGUUAACCCCUGUACUGCAUACAGGCUGCUCUCUGAUUAUGAGACCCUUCGGCCAGGAGACUCUGUAAUACAGAAUGCCAGCAACAGCAGUGUAGGGCAGGCUGUUAUACAGCUUGCAACAUCGUUGGGUAUUACUACCAUUAACAUUGUACGAGACAGACCGGAUCUACAAAGCUUGGUGGAGAGACUUAAGGAUUUAGGGGCUGACCAUGUAAUCACAGAAGAACAACUGCGCAAGCCAGAGAUGAAAGAUCUGUUUAAGAACUGCCCCCGUCCACGAUUGGCAUUAAACUGUGUUGGUGGAAAAAGCACAACCGAAAUGUUGCGUCAUUUAGAUUAUGGUGGCACAAUGGUGACCUAUGGAGGAAUGGCUAAGCAACCAGUUACUGUCCCAGUGAGUGCUCUAAUAUUUAAAAAUGUGAAGCUUUGUGGUUUUUGGGUAACUCAGUGGAAAAAGGACCGAUAUCACAAUCAUGAAGAAAUUACUAAGAUGAUUCGGGACCUCUGCGAUCUAAUCCGCAGAGGGAAGCUGCUUUCUCCCCCAUGCACUGAAUGGCCACUGGAAGAUUUUUCCCUGGCACUGCGAGAUGCACAAACGCCAUUCCUUUCCCGAAAACAGAUCUUAAUUAUGUAAUCUAGAUGUUAAUUUAAUUGCACAUGUUGUAUCAAGACCCUGCCAAGACAGUGUAUAUUUAUAGAUAUAUAUAUUUUUAUGUCUGUAAACAGUCUGUGACAUUUAGAUUCUAAUAUAUGAUUAAAUGUGACUGUAUUUUCCUUGUCUGUAUAUAAUGCUUCAUAAGAAUAUCCAACACCAUCUUUUAGUUGAUAGAUACAUAUUUACGUAUUGUGCUGCUUUCACGUCUAAUCUAUUCAUGGUUACUCUCAAGGAGAACUCUGCACUCAACAUUUCAGCAAUGCUGUGUGCAAAGUUUUCUGAGCUUAUACAACCAGUUCUCUUCAUCUACAUGCAGUGUGACAAACCUACACAAAAAACUGUCGGACAUAGAUUGCAUAUACUUGUAAAUAAAAGUAAAAAAAA
Molecule: messenger RNA, 1526 nt
Organism: Hyla sarda
Lineage: Eukaryota; Metazoa; Chordata; Amphibia; Anura; Hylidae
Gene: MECR
Product: mitochondrial trans-2-enoyl-CoA reductase
Exons: 10
Coding region: 72-1121 (349 amino acids)
Biological process (GO): fatty acid metabolic process
Cellular component (GO): mitochondrion
Molecular function (GO): trans-2-enoyl-CoA reductase (NADPH) activity
Source: RefSeq, a predicted model, not a curated record